This is a messenger RNA of Macrobrachium nipponense, 3465 nucleotides long. Its product is annotated as transmembrane anterior posterior transformation protein 1 homolog. Gene Ontology annotation, cellular component: ciliary basal body; endoplasmic reticulum membrane. The transcript has 11 exons. NCBI's taxonomy places the organism in Eukaryota, Metazoa, Arthropoda, Malacostraca, Decapoda, Palaemonidae. The record is from RefSeq and is a predicted model, not a curated record. Bases 509 to 2821 code for a protein of 770 amino acids. Gene Ontology annotation, biological process: positive regulation of cilium assembly.
UCUGUACAACAAGACUAUACUACAAAAUACCACCUGAAGUGAAGACCAUACACGAAGAAAGCAAAUUUUAAAAAGAACUAAAGACUCUCCUAUUCUGCAGAAGCUACGAUACUGACGAGAACACACUAAAAGGCAAUUAUGAAAUAUGCGAAGAGCCAUAUUUUGAAAACGCACAAGGGCCAGCCAGAGAGGGAAUCAUCCUUGUGGAGGUCUUUACAAGUGAAACGGUGGUUGUAACUUGUUAUUUCAGUGGAGAUAGAAGCAGAGAAAAUGUACUUUUGUGUUUCUUGAAGGCUCGAACCUCAUAGAUACUGUGGAUGAGAAAAUAUUGAUCCACAAAGAUGAUGCUGUAAAUAAGAAAACCGCAGCAUAGACAAUGAAAACAAGAGUUCAAGUAAAAUGAUUGGCCAAUGGUCACCCGGUUGUGGCGUAUACCGUCAAAGGCCCAAGAAGAAGAAGUAUUGUAAACAAAGAUGUCAGCGGACCUUGAUUACUGUUAACAUUAGAGAUGAACAAGAAGAAUGAUUCUGACUUUCAGCCACAUUCAAUGGAAUUAGAGUUGAAUGAUUUGAAGGGUUUGUCCUUUCAAGACUAUUUAAAGUCAGAACUAAGGAGAGGAUAUCUUCUUGAAAAUGAUGAAGAGAGGUAUACAGCACGACGAGAGAAAGUGUACACCUUUUUCAAAAUUCCUAGAGAAGUAAGACUUUAUUUAGAUUUGUCUUCACUCUUAAGGCCACCAACUGUGAGCAUCCGGGAUGGCAGCCACACUCAGGACCCAUGUUGUAGACACGAAGUUUGCCGGUCCAUGCUCCAUGCGCGACUCUGCACCGGGGACAUUCCAGGUCUUGGUACCAUUGUGGAGACGUGCUACCAUAUGUUACGACCUGGUGAGGCAAGCUUUGGACGGGUAGAAGUUGUAGCACCUUCCCCUCAGGUUUCUCCUGCUCCCGCUGCUGUUUCUGAGGAUGCGAAGGACUCACAUUAUGUUCAAGUGUUUGCUGCCCUAGCGUCUAUGGGUGAUCAAAUUCAGCGUCUUACUGAUAAAGUGGGUGAUUUUGAUGUGUGUGACAGUGUAGUGGAGGGGGCGGCUGAUCGUCUCUCUUGUGCUCGUAGCCCUAGACCUCUACCAAGCUCCCAGACCCAAGGGAGAAGAAUUUUUUUUAAUAAAAAUAGACGAAUUCUCAAACCAGCUGAAAUUGUUGACUUGCUGAAAGGGCUCAUGGUUUUGAUAUGUUGUUAUUUAAUUGGCUACAUCGAUACCUCUGUUUGCUACCAUAUAAUCAAGACUCAGUCUACAAUAAAGUUGUACUUAUUCUUCAACAUGCUUGAGAUUGCUGAUAGAUUGAUGUCUGCAUUUGGGCAAGACACAUUGGAUGCACUAUUCUGGACUGCUACUGAACCCAGGGGAAGAAAACGAGAACAUUUUGGAGUUCUUUUUCAUUUAAUAGUUGCAACUCUGUAUGUUGCUAUUCAUUCUACAAUUGUUCUACUUCAGGCAUUAACUCUUAAUGUGGCAAUCAAUUCAGAUAAUAAAGGCCUUCUCACUAUCGUUAUUUCCAACAAUUUUGUAGAAUUAAAAGGAGCUGUAUUCAAGAAGUUUGAUAGAAACAACCUGUUGCAAAUAUCGUGCAGUGAUGUUCGGGAAAGAUUCCACAACUGUGUUCUCCUUCUUGUAGUCGUCAUACAGACUAUGAAGGAAUAUGCAUGGAAAGAAGAACGUCUCUGGAUACUUCUUCCAGAUUGCUUGUUGGUAUGUGGUACUGAAGUUUUGGUGGAUUGGCUUAAACAUGCUUUCAUCACUAGGUUCAAUGACAUUCCAGCAGAUGCUUACAAAGACUACACUGUCCUCCUAGCUUCAGAUCUGAUUAUGUGCAAGCAGAAAUAUGCAUAUUCUGAUCAUAGUGACUUGGUGGCCAGACGCAUGGGCUUUAUCCCUCUGCCUCUUGGAGUUGUCAUGUAUCGUGUGUUAAGCCAGUCUAUUCCUCUGCAUAAUCCAGCUUCCUACCUUGUUCUCCUUUUUGGAUUCCUGUGUCUGCUAUCUUUCAGGAUACUGAAUGGAAUCAUUAUUUUGGGCAAGGCUUGCGUCCUUAUUGAGAGUGCAGAAAAACGACAUGAUCGUAAUGAAUCUCUUUUGGAAGCAGAGAAGAAGAGUUCUACUGGGAAUAACACAACAACAGUAUCAAGUAAAAGUCAUAAGACAGAUCCUGUGAAAGUGGAAGCUGCCACAAGCCCUGUGCGGGGCUGGAGUCUUCCUCCUCAAAGUUUAUCUGUUUCUGAUAACAGUACUUCAAAAGCAUUCAGUGUAUCACCAACAAUGUGUACCCCUGCAUCAAUAUCAAAUGCCUCAACACCUGUAUCAAUGGGACCACCUCGAAGUGAUUCAUUAGACUUUUUGGGUGAGAGUAAAAAAGGGUUAAUGGCAAAUAGUAUGGUGAACUUAUCAAGUGUUGGAAUUAACGAGGGUCCUUUCACAAGUGAUGCCUCUAGACAGUACAAGUUGCAGCAUUCCUUAGAAAGUAUUCCUUCGGAAGAUAAUCCAGAUACUCUUAAUAAUUCCCUGGAUCAGUCACAGUCUAUGGAUGCUAACAGUUUGGAUGCGCAACCAGUGGGUGGUUUUAAUACGGUUUCAGAUGAUCAGACUGAGAGGAUACAGUCUGUUACUCCUAGCAGAACUCCAACUCCGACUCCAGCCACAGCUCAAGAGAAAAAUUUGGCACAGCCAGAUAAUCCUUCUGAAUUAAGAAAAUUUAAAAGACCACCUUUUUUAUCUUGCGAUUCAUUGCGUUAUAGAGGAUCAACAGACACUGGGGACUUUUUGUAGUUGUGUAAUAUUUUGUAAUUUUUAACACAUGAAUUCUUUAGUGUGUACAGUAUAUGCAGAUGUAAAUGUGUAUUGGAAACUGACCCAAAAUCCAAGUGCAGUAAUUCCCGUUUUGAAUUCAAGGCUGGUUGCUAAUAAAAAUUCACUGUAAAUGUAAUGUAACUGUGUACUGCAUACAUAAUACUUUACAUCUAUGUAUAUUUGUGUAUGUGUAUACUAUGUGAUGUACAGAAGCUUCCCCAUGUUUAUUAAAAAUGUUAAAUCUAUUUUACACUUGUGAAAAAAGAAGUGAAGUAGUCUGUAGAUGAGUGGAACAUCCCUUGCUAUGGGAAGCCACUUCUCAACUGCAAAAUGCUCUCUGUUUCACCCUUUCAUCCAUAGCAGUUGUGAAUAUCUAAUGCUCUUCAUUUCCCUCCAUUGUCUUAUAUACUUUGUUCUCAUCAUUAUUGUAGUCGUUAUAUGAUUACAAUUAUUCUUUUAUUAUUUCACAUAUGUCAUCCAAAUACUUUGCUCAUGAAAGGGAUUUUGACGUAAGAAAAAUCUAUUUCUGGCCGAUGGGUUCGUGUCGCCCUGUGAAAUAAUCCUUAAGUUCAUUAUUUCUAAGGUAAAUAACCUAAUAAAUACCAGAGAAAAAAUAAAUUCAA